Molecule: messenger RNA, 2038 nt
Organism: Psammomys obesus (fat sand rat)
Lineage: Eukaryota; Metazoa; Chordata; Mammalia; Rodentia; Muridae
Gene: Alb
Product: albumin
Exons: 15
Coding region: 38-1867 (609 amino acids)
Biological process (GO): transport
Cellular component (GO): cytoplasm; blood microparticle
Source: RefSeq, a predicted model, not a curated record
UCUCACCUUUCCUAUCAACCCCACUAGCUCUGGCACAAUGAAGUGGGUAACUUUCCUCCUCCUCCUCUUUGUCUCCGGCUCUGCUUUCUCCAGGGGUGUGUUUCGCCGAGAUGCAGCACACAAGAGUGAGAUCGCUCAUCGGUAUAAAGAUUUGGGAGAAAAACAUUUCAAAGGCCUCGUCCUGAUCACCUUUUCCCAGUAUCUCCAGAAAUGCUCCUAUGAAGAACAUGUCAAAUUAGCGAGAGAAGUAACUGACUUUGCAAGCAACUGUGCUAAAGAUGAGUCUGCUGAAAACUGUGACAAAUCACUUCACACUCUUUUUGGAGACAAGUUAUGCUCUCUACCAAGUCUCGGUGAAAAAUAUGCUGAACUGGCUGACUGCUGUGCAAAACAAGAGCCCGAAAGAAAUGAAUGUUUCCUGCAACACAAAGAUGACAACCCCCAGCUGCCCCCAUUCAAGAGAACGGAGCCUGAGGCCAUGUGUACUGCCUUCCAGGAAAAUGCUGAAACAUUUAUGGGACAUUACUUGCAUGAAGUUGCCAGAAGACAUCCUUAUUUCUACGGCCCGGAGCUCCUUUACUAUUCUGAGAAAUACAGUGCAAUCCUGACUGAGUGCUGUGCAGCCGAUGACAAAGGAGCCUGCCUGACACCCAAGCUUGAUGACCUGAAGGAGAAAGCCUUGGCUUCAGCUGUCCGCCACAGACUGAAGUGCUCCAGUAUGGCGAAAUUCGGUGAGAGAGCUUUCAAGGCAUGGGCAGUAGCUCGAAUGAGCCAGACAUUCCCCAAAGCUGACUUCGCAGAAAUUACCAAACUGGCAACAGACCUUACCAAAGUCACCCAGGAGUGCUGCCAUGGUGACCUGCUUGAAUGCGCAGAUGACAGGGCGGAGCUUGCCAAGUACAUAUGUGAAAACCAGGCGAGCAUCUCCAGCAAGCUGCAGGCUUGCUGUGAAAAAGAAGUGUUGCAGAAAUCCCAGUGCCUUGCUGAGGCGGAACAUGACGACAUCCCUGCCGAUCUGCCUGCAUUAACUGCUGAUUUUGUGGAGGAUAAGGAUGUGUGCAAGAACUAUGCUGAGGCCAAAGAUGUCUUCCUGGGCAUGUUUUUGUAUGAAUAUGCAAGAAGGCACCCUGAAUACUCCGUUUCCUUGUUGCUGAGACUUGCUAAGAAAUAUGAAGCCACACUGGAAAAAUGCUGUGCUGAAGCCGACCCUCAUGCAUGCUAUGGCCAUGUGUUUGAUGACUUUAAGCCUCUUGUGGAAGAGCCUCAGAACUUAGUCAAAAGCAACUGCGAACUUUAUGAGAAGCUUGGAGAGUAUGGGUUCCAAAAUGACGUUCUAGUUCGCUACACCAAGAAAGCACCUCAGGUGUCGACUCCGACUCUCGUGGAGGCUGCCAGAAGCCUAGGAAGAGUGGGCACCCAUUGCUGUACACUUCCGGAAAAGAAGAGACUGCCCUGUGUAGAGGACUUUCUGUCUGCGAUCCUGAACCGUGUGUGCGUGCUCCACGAGAAGACCCCAGUGAGUGAACAGGUCACCAAGUGCUGUUCUGGAUCCCUGGUGGAGCGGCGACCAUGCUUCUCUGCCCUGCAAGUUGAUGCAACAUAUGUCCCCAAGGAGUUUAAAGCUGAGACCUUCACCUUCCAUGCCAAUAUCUGCACGCUUCCAGAGAAGGAGAAGCAGAUGGAGAAGCAAACGGCACUCGCUGAGCUGGUGAAACACAAGCCCCAGGCUACAGACGAGCAGCUAAAGAAAGUGAUGGGCGACUUUGCAGAUUUCCUGGAGAAGUGCUGCAAGCAGGAAGACAAGGAAGCAUGCUUCUCCACAGAGGGUCCAAAACUUGUUGCCGAAAGCCAAAAGGCCUUUGCCUAAACACAUCACAACCACAAGCAUCUCAGUCUACCCUUGGAAAACAAGAGACAUGAAGACUCAAGACUCAUCUUUUCUGUUGGUGUAAAAUCAACACCCCAAGGAACACAAAUUUCUUCAAACAUUUGACUUCUUCCCUCUGUACUUUAAUUAAUAAAGAAUGAAAAGAAUCUA